Messenger RNA from Jatropha curcas, 2610 nucleotides. RefSeq names its product CO(2)-response secreted protease. The record is from RefSeq and is a predicted model, not a curated record. Lineage: Eukaryota; Viridiplantae; Streptophyta; Magnoliopsida; Malpighiales; Euphorbiaceae. Gene Ontology annotation, molecular function: serine-type endopeptidase activity. Gene Ontology annotation, biological process: proteolysis.
CUGUCUUUUACCAUCUCCACUUCACUACUAUGCCACCAUAAUUAAAACCUGGUAAUGGCGAGAGAUGAGCAAUGGCGCACUAUAUGUGGAUAUCGAUAAGCAUCAGAUUGACGAGUGUUCAAUUAUGUCACGCCAAUAUCCACCAUUUUUGCAAUUAUAAAUGCCUCUAGUUUAGCUUCAGAUAAUAUAUAUCUUUAUCAAUCAUUCUCAAUAACUUAAUCAAACCCAUGAAAGGUCUUUUCAUUUUCUUCCUUCUCUUUCCUUUAUCUUUUCUGAUAGAAACAACAGCAAUCGCAAAUCAGAACGAUGGGGUUUAUAUUGUUUACAUGGGAGCCGCCAAUGGUUACGUAGAGAAUGACUAUGUCCAGCUUCUCAGCUCCAUCUUAACACGGAAAAAGAAUUCUCUAGUACGUAGCUACAGAAAUGGAUUCUCAGGUUUUGCAGCUCGUUUAUCAGAAGCAGAGGUGCAAUCAAUUGCUAAAAGACCAGGAGUUGUGUCUGUUUUUCCUGAUCCUGUGUUGCAACUUCAUACUACUCGAUCAUGGGAUUUCUUGAAAUAUCAAACUGAUAUUGAAAUAGACUCUAGCUCAAUGUCUCAUGGAUCGGACACCAUUGUUGGGAUAAUAGAUACAGGUAUUUGGCCUGAAUCAGAGAGUUUUAAUGACAAAGAUAUGGGUCCUAUUCCAUCUCACUGGAAGGGAACCUGUGUUAAAGGUUACAACUUCAAAUCAUCCAAUUGUAACAAGAAAAUAAUUGGAGCAAGAUUUUAUGAUAGUCCUGAAGAUGAUGAAGAUGAAAUUUAUCAAACUCCUAGAGAUGCGAUUGGACAUGGCACUCAUGUAGCUGCUACAGCAGCAGGAGCUGUUGUGUCAAAUGCAUCUUACUAUGGCCUAGCUGAAGGGACAGCUAAAGGCGGCUCUCCUAUGUCGCGGAUUGCUGUGUAUAGGGUAUGUUCAGAGAAUGGAUGCUAUGGCAGCAACAUAUUAGCAGCAUUUGAUGAUGCAAUUGCAGAUGGUGUUGAUGUACUAUCAAUAUCACUUGGUACUCCAUCAGGAUUUGUUUCUGAUUUAAAUAAGGAUACAAUCGCCAUCGGAGCAUUCCACGCUGUUGAGAAUGGGAUCACUGUAGUCUGCUCUGCAGGAAAUGAUGGACCUACUUCAGGAACAGUUGUGAAUGAUGCACCUUGGAUUUUGACUGUCGCUGCCACUACCAUUGACAGAGAUUUUGAGUCAGAUGUUGUGUUGGGUGGAAACAAAGUGAUCAAGGGUGAAGGCAUAAAUUUUGCUGAUAUUGGAAAAUCUCCAGUGCACCCUUUGAUAUAUGGAAAGUCAGCCAAGACAGAUGUUGCAACUGAAAUGGAUGCAAGAAACUGCAGAUCAGGGUCCAUGAAGAAGGAGAUGAUCAAAGGAAAGAUCGUAUUCUGUUAUAACGAUGAUUUUGAAUUCCCAGGUGAUGAGAUGAAGCAGGAAGUGCAGAGCUUGGAAGGAAUUGGUCUGGUUUUGGCUGAUGACAAGACAAGGGCGGUUGCAUUUAAUUACAAGGAAUUUCCAAUGACUGUUAUAAAUUCAAGGGAUGCUGCUGAAAUCGAGUCAUACAUAAACUCAACUCGAAAUCCAGUUGCAACUAUCUUACCGACCACCACAGUCAUAAAUUAUAAGCCAGCGCCGACUGUUGCAUACUUCUCAUCUAGAGGUCCUUCAGCCAUCUCAAGGAACAUCCUCAAGCCUGACAUUGCAGCACCAGGAGUAGAAAUAAUUGCAGCUUGGAUUGGCAAUGACACACAAAUAGCUCUUAAAGGCAAAGAACCACCACUAUUCAAUGCGCUCUCAGGAACUUCCAUGGCAUGUCCGCAUGUUUCUGGACUCGCUGCAUCUGUAAAAUCCCAGAAUCCCAAAUGGAGCCCCUCUGCGAUCAAAUCAGCCAUUAUGACCACAGCAUCUCAGAGGAACAAUGCCAAGGCCCCCAUAACAACAGAUUCAGGUUCCAUAGCCACAGCUUAUGAUUAUGGGGCAGGAGAAAUAAGCAAAAAUGGACCAAUGCAACCUGGGCUAGUUUAUGAAACGACAACAACUGACUACUUAAACUUUCUUUGUUAUUAUGGAUACGAUACAACCGAAAUAAAACUCAUCUCAAAAACUCUUCCAGACGGCUUUAGUUGCCCCAAGGAUUCAAUCUCUGAUCUAAUUUCCACCAUCAACUAUCCAUCCAUUGCAGUUUCCAGCUUAAAGGUAAACAAGGUUCUGAAUAUAACUAGAACUGUUACAAAUGUUGGUGGAGAUGGAGAUACAACAUAUCAUCCAAUCAUCACAUUGCCAGCAGGAAUAAUCGCUAGAGUCUCUCCAGUUCGCUUGCAAUUUACAAAGAAUGGACAGAGACUGAGUUACCAUUUACUUUUCAAUGCAACUUCAACUUUGGAAAAUGUGUUUGGGGACAUUACAUGGAGCAAUGGAAAAUUUAACGUACGAACUCCAAUUGUUAUGAGCUCUACAAAUCAAUAAUAAGUGACAAAAAAUAAUUUUGAUAUGAUAAAGUAAUAUGCCCCCGAAGUUAAUGCACUACAGAUGAAAAUAAAUAUAUUGAUUUAAUAAAUGAUGCUGCAUGAAUCCAUCA